This is a messenger RNA of Lactuca virosa, 2063 nucleotides long. NCBI's taxonomy places the organism in Eukaryota, Viridiplantae, Streptophyta, Magnoliopsida, Asterales, Asteraceae. The record is from the annotation of a GenBank genome assembly.
AUAACAAAUUCUGUAUCUGGUUUCCGGUUGCUCUUCCCCUUCUAAGAUUCUGUAAAUUAUGAGCAGCAUCUGUCUCUUUCACCACAAUCAUCUUCUUAUUCGUUCACGAAAUUUUCAACAUGAUAAUCGCUGUUUCAGAGUUCAAUCAUUCACACAAAUCCCUGACUGUUCAAUUCGAUUUCGAAACCUACCCAAAUCAUCAUCCAGGCAAAACCCUAGCACCUCAUCCCCAGAACGCCCGCUAGAAAAACCCGGAUUUAUAUCCCAAAUUGAUUCAAAUGAUGACGACGAGAACUUGGAUGAAGUCGCACCUUCUUCACCUUCCAGUUCGACUUCAUCCAAGCCAUUCGCAUCGUUGAUUCAAAGUUUUAGAGAGAAGCUUAAGUUAGAUGAACUUGGAAUGGAGAUCAUGUCGAUUGCAUUGCCAGCUGCAUUAGCUCUUGCUGCUGAUCCAAUUACUUCACUCGUUGAUACUGCAUUUGUUGGUCAUUUAGGCUCUACUGAAUUGGCUGCUGUUGGUGUUUCCAUAUCAAUAUUUAACCUGGUAGCAAAGUUGUUUAAUAUUCCCCUACUCAAUAUCACAACCUCAUUUGUUGCUGAAGAACAAGCAGUAUUAGUCAAGGGUGAUGAUGAUGAUGAUGUUUCCACUUCUCUCAGCCAUGAUAGCAUGGGUGGAAGUAAGAAGAAGUUUCUGCCAUCUGUUUCAACUUCUUUAGCCUUAGCUGCUGCUUUUGGGAUUGGGGAAACCAUAGCACUUUUCUUUGGGUCUGGAUCACUAUUGAACACCAUGGGUAUACCUGUUGAUUCACCAAUGAGAAUACCAGCACAACAGUUUACUUCCAUUAGAGCAUUUGGAGCUCCAGCAAUUGUAUUAGCCUUAGCUGCUCAAGGAACUUUUCGUGGCUUUAAGGAUACUAAAACUCCUCUAUAUGCUAUUGCUGCUGGAAAUUUGGUAAAUGCCAUAUUGGAUCCAAUUUUCAUUUUCUUUUCUGGACUUGGAAUUAGUGGAGCUGCAAUCGCAACGGUAAUUUCUGAAUAUCUGAUUGCAUUCAUCCUACUUUGGAAACUAAAUCAAGAAGUACAACUUGUUACUCCAAAUGUAGAUGGAGAUAAAAUUGCUCGAUAUUUAAAAUCUGGGGGGCUUUUAAUGUGGAGGAGUUUUGCUGUUCUUGUAACUAUGACUUUAUCUACAUCAAUAGCUGCAAGAGAAGGUUCUAUUCCCAUGGCUGCUUAUCAGAUCUGUUUAGAAGUUUGGUUGGCUCUUUCUUUGCUUACUGAUGCUUUAGCACUUGCAGGACAGGCAAUUCUUGCAAGUAGUUAUUCACAAAAGAACUAUGGUGAAGCACGUAGAGUAAUAGACAGAGUUCUUAAGAUUGGAUUAAUAUCUGGAGGUAGUUUGGCUUUUGUGUUGUUCUUAGGGUUUGGACAAUUAUCUUCUUUAUUUACCACAGAUUUACAAGUUCUAAAUAUUGCAAGAUCUGGUACUUUGUUUGUAGCUGUAUCUCAACCGAUGAAUGCUAUAGCAUUUGUUCUUGAUGGGCUAUACUAUGGAGUUUUGGAUUUUGGAUAUGCUUCAUAUUCCAUGGUGGUGAUUGGAUUAGGAACUUGUUUGUUCUUUCUUCUUGUUGUUCCUCAAUUUGGUCUUUAUGGAGUUUGGACAGGAUUGUUUUUAUUUAUGACAUUGCGUGUAGUGGCUGGAAUAUUGAGGUUAGGAACAAAGAAAGGACCAUGGAAACUUGUUUACUCUGAAACCAAUAAAGAUCAAGAUCAAGAUAAUCGAUGAUGAUGAUGAGUUAGUUAUGUUGAAAAAUCUUUAUAUGAAGAGAGAGAGAAAAGUAUGUUGACAUUUGCAAUAAUCAUAUGAAGGAAAUUUGAGCAUACAAUUGGGGUUUUUAGAUACAAAAAAUGUAUUUGAAGCGACCUUUCAAGAACACAAGUUGAGAACACAAAGGGGGGACCUUUAAAGAACACAAAAGUUAAAGAAUAUAAGCCCGAAUGGAUCGAUAAACGAAAGUAUACAUCUAAAAACGAUUUUUAGGUAACCAUGGAUAACAAGAGGGAAG